AUGCGAUCGGCACAGCGAGUCGUGAUAUUCGUGCAGUCGCCAGCUUCGUGCCAAACUUACUGCGGCCGGCGACAACUACAUACCAGACUACAGAGACCUUCAGUCACUGGCACCUCAAGUGUUGCGUUACGACGGCAAAAAAGAUUUAUCACGCAGCAAUGGAUUGCCAACACGAAACAGGCAAAAGCUGAAUGGGAUCAAUGGGCAGUGGAGAUUAAAGAGGGGAAACGAAAAAGCUUUGUCCAGCUGCUCGAUGAACGGGGUCUCUUGCAUCAGGUGGUAGGGUUACGGGAACUCCUUGACAAAAUACUUACUGAGAGGAGAGUCGGAUUCUACGCCGGAGUCGACCCGACGGCACCUUCUUUACACGUCGGACAUAUGAUACCUUUCAUGGUACUGGUAUGGGCUUUUCACUGGGGGUAUCCAAUCACUUUUUUGCUCGGAGGUUCGACGGCCAAAUUCGGGGACCCGACGGGCAGACUCGAAGAGCGAAAGCAAGAACAUCGAUCCGUUCGUACAGCCAACAUUGCAUCGAUGCAUAUGCAAUUGAAGAAACUCAGUGCAAGCAUGGAGAAGUACGGCGAACGGCAUGGUUACGAGCAUCAAUGGGCUGCGCGACGGGCACUUACAAACAAUAAUGUGUGGUGGAAUAAAGUGCCUUUUAUUGAUGUACUGCGAGACUUGGGGAUGCAUAUGAGGCUUGGACCUAUGUUAGGGCGAGAUACUGUCAAGACUCGUCUGGAGGGCAAGGGUAUGUCUUUUGCAGAAUUUUGCUAUCCCCUUAUGCAAGCAUGGGAUUGGUUCCAUAUGUUCAGGAAGGGCACCCAGGUCCAAGUUGGCGGUGCUGACCAGUAUGGCAAUAUCCUCUUUGGAAUGGAGGCCGUCAAACAGUUGUCGAAGAAUACGGCCAUUGAAAUUGACCGAAGAAAUGUGGACGAAGACGUGGAGAAACCAAUCGGAAUCACCACUCCUCUUCUCACGACUGCGUCGGGAGAGAAGUUCGGAAAGUCAGCCGGAAACGCAAUUUGGCUGGACAAGGACUUGACCUCGACAUUUGAGCUCUACGCGUACUUUGUGCGAACUCCCGACGACCAGGUCGAACGGUACCUCAAAUUAUUCACCUUCCUGCCCCUUGAGGAGAUUACCAAAAUAGUGGAGAAACACACUGAAGAUCCUUCCAAACGAGUUGCCCAACACACUCUUGCGCGCGAAUUCCUCGAGUUAGUCCACGGACGUCAAGAAGCCGAGACCACGGCCCUUCAGCACCAACAGCUUUUCCGACCCCGGUCUUCCACUGCAGAACCAACGCCACCUCCAACACGCGCCUCAAAUAUGCCCGAGAGUUUUGCGAAGAAGCCUGAAGCUGGUUUCACGAACGUUGGAGCAGGCAAUAUAUACGCACCUCAAGUGAACUACACUAAUAUGCAAAAUCAAACAGUCAAGCUUCCUCGGUCGCUUGUACUAGGGCAGACUUUGAACAAAGUCCUCUACAGCGCCGGCCUCGUGUCGUCCAAUAACGAAGGCCAUCGUUUGAUCGCCAACAACGGAGCCUCCAUUGGUAGCAGGCCCGGCGACUCAGGCCCAAUGUCAGAUGCUCUCGCAUUCACCCCUAUCAGGCCAUGGGUCGCGCAAAAAACAGAAGAAUUCCUGAUCGAGGGCAAGCUGAUAAUCUUCAAGAUUGGAAAGUGGAAGCUCAGAGUGGUCGAACUCGUUGACGAUGCCGAGUUUGAGGCGCAGGGGUUGAAGGCUCCUGGAUGGGAAGAAUUUAAGCUGAAUAAGGGGAAGAGUGCGGAUGAGGAUGGUAGUGCACCCAGGCCCGGAAAAAAGAGCAGUGCAAUCAGAUAUAUCAAGAAUACUCCAAAGAACGAGGAGAAGAGUACACCGAGAGAGGAGCGCAGUCCUCUGCGAUAUGUGAAUUCGGAUGAUCCAAAGCGCUCGGCAUAG
Molecule: messenger RNA, 1944 nt
Organism: Talaromyces proteolyticus
Lineage: Eukaryota; Fungi; Ascomycota; Eurotiomycetes; Eurotiales; Trichocomaceae
Product: tyrosyl-tRNA synthetase mitochondrial precursor
Exons: 5
Coding region: 1-1944 (647 amino acids)
Biological process (GO): tyrosyl-tRNA aminoacylation
Cellular component (GO): mitochondrion; cytosol
Molecular function (GO): tyrosine-tRNA ligase activity; RNA binding; ATP binding
Source: RefSeq, a predicted model, not a curated record